CGUUUGCAUCGCUCACGCCCUAUUCUUCAUCUUCAUCGCCAUAGUCAAAUCACUCUCUCUCUCCGUCGGAAUCUCACAGAUGGCUUCGGCAUCGCUUUCGUUCCCAUCAGUCUCUCCGUCUGCUGCCCCGUCUUUGCAAGACAAGUGCAAGAGCAAAAUGAAGUCUGGAAGCUCUUUCCAAAGUGCUCUCUUUGGAAAGGAAAAACGACCCCUCUCUAUGAAAACAAAGUCUAAUGGUCGUAUAACGAUGGCUGUAGCUGUUAAUGCUUCACGAUUUGAUAACAUUACAAUGGCUCCUCCCGAUCCUAUUCUUGGAGUUUCUGAAGCAUUCAGAGCUGACACUGAUGAGAUGAAGCUCAACCUUGGUGUUGGAGCAUAUCGUACGGAAGAACUUCAGCCCUAUGUGCUCAAAGUUGUCAGAAAGGCUGAAAAUCUUAUGCUAGAAAGGGGAGAAAACAAGGAGUAUCUUCCUAUUGAAGGUUUGGCUGCAUUCAACAAAGCCACAGCUGAAUUGUUGUUUGGAGCAGAUAAUCCAGUCAUUCAUGAACAGAGAGUUGCCACCAUUCAAGGUCUUUCAGGCACUGGCUCCCUCCGAAUUGCUGCAGCACUAAUUGAACGAUACUUCCCUGGAGCAAAAGUUCUAAUAUCAUCUCCAACUUGGGGCAAUCACAAGAAUAUUUUUAAUGAUGCUAGAGUUCCUUGGUCUGAGUAUCGGUACUAUGAUCCAAAAACAGUUGGCCUAGAUUUUGAUGGGAUGAUUGCAGACAUAAAAGCAGCUCCCAACGGAUCCUUCGUGCUUCUUCAUGGAUGUGCUCACAACCCAACAGGCAUUGAUCCAACUCCUGAACAGUGGGAGAAAAUUGCUGAUGUCAUUCAAGAGAAGAACCAUAUUCCAUUCUUCGAUGUUGCUUAUCAGGGAUUUGCUAGUGGAAGCCUAGACCAAGAUGCAUCGUCUGUGAGGUUGUUUGCUGCCCGUGGAAUGGAGCUUCUAGUUGCACAGUCAUAUAGUAAAAAUUUAGGUCUUUAUGCUGAGAGGGUUGGGGCAAUUAAUGUCUUAUGCUCGUCAGCCGAUGCAGCUGUGAGGGUGAAGAGCCAGAUGAAAAGAAUUGCCAGGCCGAUGUACUCAAACCCACCCGUUCACGGGGCACGUAUUGUUGCUAAUGUUGUAGGAAACCCAGAUUUCUUUAACGAGUGGAGAGAGGAAAUGGAAAUGAUGGCGGGAAGGAUCAAAAGUGUGAGGCAAAAGCUAUAUGACAACCUCUGUGCUAAGGAUAAGAGCGGAAAGGACUGGUCUUUUGUUCUUAAGCAGAUUGGCAUGUUUUCUUUUACCGGUCUGAAUAAAGCUCAGAGCGAUAACAUGACAGAUAAAUGGCACAUUUACAUGACAAAAGACGGAAGAAUAUCCUUGGCCGGUUUAUCUGCUGCGAAAUGUGAGUAUCUUGCCGAUGCCAUCAUUGAUUCGUACCACAAUGUGAGCUAGAAAGCAAUCAUUACAAGUUCGAAAGACAUCAUCAAUAAUUUGAAUGACAGGUGAGGCUUGUUCAUUCUGUCUGGAUAUAAUUUUGCAGAAAAUGUUGUAACUUUGUUUUGGUACAAAACCCUUGUAGCUGAAUAUACUAGCCCUGUUUCUUCCCUUUGGGUUAGGGAAGGCAUAUGUUGACCGCAGGAGUAAGUAGUGGCCAGACUUGCAAUAAUUAACAGGAUCUUGAAAGUUAUCGAAUUUUAUUAGUUUACAUUUA
Messenger RNA from Cynara cardunculus var. scolymus (artichoke), 1739 nucleotides. RefSeq names its product aspartate aminotransferase, chloroplastic. Bases 80 to 1480 code for a protein of 466 amino acids. NCBI's taxonomy places the organism in Eukaryota, Viridiplantae, Streptophyta, Magnoliopsida, Asterales, Asteraceae. The transcript is spliced from 12 exons. Gene Ontology annotation, biological process: amino acid metabolic process; biosynthetic process. Gene Ontology annotation, molecular function: pyridoxal phosphate binding; transaminase activity. The record is from RefSeq and is a predicted model, not a curated record.